UUUCUUUCUUUCUUUCUUUUUCUUUUUUUAAGGAAAAAGGAUAACAGUUCAAUAAGAAUGGCCAAAACGAACCGUUGAUUCAAAGAAGAGUGAGCGAAUAAACAUGAAUUAAAAUGGUGAAACGUUCGUGGUACAUAACACAUCACAUGAGCAACUGUUUCAUGUUCUCCCAUCUCCUGUAAGGACCCCAUUCGAUAUGGAAUCAUAUCCACCAAUCUGUUGUCCACCCCAAUUGAAAGAGAUGCUUUUCCAUUGCGAUUCACCAUUUAAUUCUGCGAAUCUAUGUCUGCAAUUCAGAAAACCUAAUGUUAGGUUAUAAAAAAAAAAAAAAAACACUCUUUCAAUUCCAACAUUCUCUCUUAAGUCAGAAGUUAGGGUUAUAUAUAUAUUGCUUAUAAACAAGAAGUUUUAUGUGGCAUUCUUUGUACAAUUGAGUUUUUUAACCAUCCGUGCAGCCCCAUUAUGGGGAAAAAAAAAAUACUUGAGAUAAGAAAAGUUGUGGGUUUUAAGAACAUUUUGAAUAUCAAAUUUCAUGGCUGACUCUUCGAGGAUGGCGUGGCUUUGGUCUAUUGAGUAUCUAGCACAGUUCCAGCAAUUGGACCCAUCAUUUAUACAUGAUUUGAUUGAUGAGGCUCCAGAAUUAUCUGAGGAUUUGGGAAAUAGCACAAGGGAAAUGGUUGCUUUAAGAUGCUUGGAGCAAUUGUUUGGCACUAGUAAAGAAGUUGGGAAAGAUGUUCCUUCUGUGACAGAGCCAAAAGAUGCAUUUGAAUUCUCAAAGAGCUGCGAAGAUAUGCUCCAAUCUGUACUGAAAGAGAGAGCAUUAUCAGAUUUAAAAAUGCCAGGAGGGGAUCUGUUGAAAUGGGAUAUUCAUCCUUUCAUCAUGCACAAAAGAGCUUCCAUGCCAAAAUGUGCUUUAGAACAGCUGAAAGAUACAAUUCUUGAAGGUACCCAUCCGUAUGAUGAUUCCUUGACAGAACUUAGUGGGCUGGUGCAUAAAAAUGUUGGGAAUGAUAGGAUCACUGUGGAUUAUGGUGGUCGUAAUGCACUUACUAGGGGGAUUGACAGCAAUGCCUCUGGCUCACAAACUAUGGCACCAGAAGGGGGCACCAUUUCUUUGUCACUUGAAAAUACGAAAGGAAUGGUAGAAGGUGAUUCAUAUCAUAGAGAAUUUUUACUUUUUAAGAGGAAAAAAGGUGAUAUGGAUAAUGAACAUCCAGCUGGAGCGUACCACGAUGAACAAGAUGGUGAUCUCAAUUUAAAUGUCAAGAAGUUUAAGCAUGGUACAUCCUCUGCUAAUAAGUCCAUGGAACAUUAUUUGAAUCCUCAAUGUGGUUAUGAGUUGAUAGAAGAUUCUUCUGAAGCGAUGGUUAGAGUUACAGAGUAUGAAAGUUGUCAUAUGGAAGGAGAGUCUCAAGCAGGAGGGUUGGGUGAAUCUAGAUAUUCAGAGAAUGGUCAUUACAAAUUUGUUGCUAUAGAGAGGCUUGGGAGAAGUCCUAAUGCUAAUGCUGAUGUUGAAUUCCAGCAAUAUCAACGUGAGAAUGAUCAUAAUGCCAAUAAUAUGCUGCCAGAUACAUCUGGAGAUAGACCCUGUCAAUAUAUGUUUGUGGAUGAAGUCAAUAAAGCUGAACCUAGCACAUCAAAUGAUACACCCUUUGCGAGAACCCAGCAAAAGGUCUUUGCUGGUGACACCAACAAUAUCAGUGAUGGUAAUCAAGUAAAAUCAGUAAAUGCUGUUUCCUCGAGUGAAAUUUCUAGAAGGAUUACUGUUGAAAAAGCAGGUUGUGGUACGGAGCAUCUUUAUGAAAAAGACACUUCAAUUGAUGGUGAUGAGUAUUGUCAUGAGCGGGUUGAUGUGGCUAUGGAAAAGAGUCAUUUCUUGAGCUCUCAAUGCACGUUAAAUCAUGUUUCUCAGGAAAACUGGACCGAGCAAAACCUUUGUGUGAAAUGUAGCGAAGGUGGUCAGUUGUUGGUCUGUAACGCUGUUGGUUGUCCAUUGGUGGUUCAUGAAAAGUGCUUGGGUUCCUCACCAAGAUUUGAUGAGAAUGGAGAAUUUUACUGCCCAUUUUGUGCAUAUUCACUUGCUAUCUCCAAGUACCUCCAAGCCAAGAAAAAUGCCUCUUUGGCUAGGAAGGAACUAGGUGCAUUCAUUUGUAGACGUACUAGGAGAUCACGUAGCAAUGGACAAAAUAAUUUAGAACAGAAUGAAGAUAGGUGUCAUCUUUACAUGGUCCAUGAGAGUGGGAAUUUGGCAGAGAAAGAAUCUGAUCAAACAAAUAAUGAAGGGCAUGCGAAUAGAUUGAAUGACCAACUUAAGAAAAGACAAGGUGAUGGGAAACCAAUGGAACCUAUAAUAUCAUGUCCCGAUGUAAAUUUACUGGAUGGAGAAGAAGAGCCAGAUGUAACUCCUGGAGAAAAGGAAAGGAAAGAGCUGGUUCCAGAAUGCUUACAUGUAAGGGAAACUGACAGACAAGACCAAAUUUGUGCUGACCCAAACAGCAAUGUUGAUAAUCAAAUGUCUAAAAACAAAGAGGUUGUUAUCUCUUUAAAUAAAACACAAACUAAUGGAGGAAUUCAGAGGGAAGUUCUAGAGCAACAGAAUAGUGAUUUGGUUGAGAAGCCUGUUGGUGCCAUAGAUAUUGAUAAAGACUACCACCAUGAAGGGCAUGCGAAUAAAGUCAAUGAACAACUUAAGAAAAGACAAGGUGAUAAGCAACCGAUGGAACCUAUAAUAUCAUGUCCUGAUGUAAAUUCACUGGAUAGAGAAAAAGAGCCAGAUGUAACUCCUGGAGAAAAGGAAAGGAAAGAGCUGGCUCCAGAAUGCUUACAUGUAACGGAAACUGACAGACAAGACCAAAUUUGUGCUGACCCAAACAGCAAUGGUGAUAAUCAAAUGUCUACAAACAAAGAGGUUGUAGUCUCUUUAAAUAAAAAACAAUCUAAUGGAGGAUUUCAGAGGGAAGUUCUAGAGCAACAGAAUGGCGAUCUGAUUGAGAAGCCUGUUGGUGCCGUAGAUAUUGAUAGAGAAACCUCUGUUGAGGGAAAUGAGGAAAAUAUAAUCUCUAAUUACUCCAGAAAAUUCCGGGGGAGAGAGAGGCAAUAUGUAUUCCCAGCAUUGCCUCGGACAUUGAGGCGAAAGAAAGUUCCAUGGACAGCUAAGGAGGAAGAGAUGCUUAAGGAAGGAGUGCAGAAAUUUUCAACUGCUGGUGACAGAACUAUCCCGUGGAAGCAAAUUUUGGAGUAUGGUAGUACGAUAUUUAGUCACCGAACUACAAUAGACCUUAAGGACAAAUGGAGAAAUAUGUGCAAGGGAAGUUCUAAAUGCAAAUAGUUUGUCAGCCUGGUCUCUUUGCUUGGUUGUGGUAGCUAUACAACAGUCAUGCCAGACGUCGAGAAAAAUAGCACUGCUUGCCUGAUGAUAUGGUUGAUGCCGUGUGUUCAGUUUUGCUAUCUGUGAGUCAGAAGUUUAGGAAGUUAGAAUGCACACUUCUACUUCAGAUCAUGACAAAUAUGAUAGAUUAUUGUCCAAAGAGCUUGAGUAGUAUAGGAUGGACUCUUCUGUAUUUUUCUCUCCAACAUUGUAAGGGGUAGAUACCUAGAAUUUAGACAUUGCAGUUGUUUCAAUUUCAUAUGUAUAGAUACUUUUGCUGUUCAAUGAAAAAAAAGCUUGUAAAUUGUAAUAAUGAGAAUCUUUUAACUUUGCUUUGCUAAAA
This is a messenger RNA of Jatropha curcas, 3710 nucleotides long. RefSeq lists its product as uncharacterized. The record is from RefSeq and is a predicted model, not a curated record. NCBI's taxonomy places the organism in Eukaryota, Viridiplantae, Streptophyta, Magnoliopsida, Malpighiales, Euphorbiaceae.